Molecule: messenger RNA, 1564 nt
Organism: Suillus fuscotomentosus
Lineage: Eukaryota; Fungi; Basidiomycota; Agaricomycetes; Boletales; Suillaceae
Product: C5-sterol desaturase
Exons: 5
Coding region: 368-1267 (299 amino acids)
Biological process (GO): lipid biosynthetic process
Molecular function (GO): iron ion binding; oxidoreductase activity
Source: RefSeq, a predicted model, not a curated record
UAAGCUUUCAGUAUUUCGCCUUUUGGUGUAACGGUUAUGCGGGGGCGACGGUCUGACCAUGUUACACCGAUCUAUGUCGGAACAGUAACAGGGCACUCAUCACUCGUGUUUUACAGAUGCCUAGUCCAUCCUUGCCAAAAAAAACCAAGGCCGUAACCAAUCCCCGAACUAUCCUAAACCGAGCGUUCAAUGACCAGCUCAUUGAGCGGCUGAAGUUGUAGAUAUUUGUCAUGCCCUCGGUCAGAAAAGUGGUUCGAUGAGCAUGUCAUAUAUAAAAGAGUUGACCGAAACGUCGUCAAUUUGUUCUAGGUACCUGCUGGUUAGGUCAAGUGACUUUCAAGUGUCAGUCAUUUGAUUUAUAGGCGCCAUGGAUCUUGUUCUCCACCUCGCAGAUGACUAUCUCCUCGACAAAGUAUGGGCGCGGCUGCUACCUGUCAAUGAUCACCUAGUUCAACCGUCAUAUGCCUCCCUUUCCACCUCUGCAAACUUCACGUCAAUCGUGUAUCUUCAGCAGUCUGCCUGGGCUCGUGAUUACAUCCCUAGACAAAUUAUCUCUCUCAGUGUAAUCACCCUCUUGGGCAUUCACUUCCUCUAUUUCCUGUUCGCGUGGCUCUCAUACAAAUUCAUUUUCAAUCAUGAGAUGAUGCGCCAUCCACGCUUCCUAGAGAACCAGGUCAAACAAGAGAUACAAUGCAGUCUACGAGCCUUUCCCGUAAUGACCCUUCUCACUCUGCCUUGGUUCCAAGCAGAGGUAAUGGGUUACUCAAAACUUUACGAUAAUGUAAAAGAUUACGGUUGGGCUUACUUUGCCCUAUCAGUACCAUUGUUCUUGCUUUUCACCGACUACGGAGUUUACUGGACCCACCGGCUAUUGCAUCACCCGAGUAUAUAUAAAACAUUCCAUAAGCCUCACCACAAGUGGAUAAUUCCGACCCCCUUUGCGUCUCAUGCCUUCCACCCCGUAGACGGCUACCUCCAAUCUCUCCCAUACUACCUCUUCAUAUUUAUAUUCCCUCUUCACCGAUGGUUAUACCUCAGUCUCUACAUUUUGGUCAAUCUGUGGACUAUUCUCAUUCAUGACUCCGAUAUGGUCACGGGACAUGCCCUUGAAAAGGUGAUAAAUGGACCCGCCCAUCACACACUCCAUCAUCUUUACUUUACGGUUAACUACGGUCAGUACUUUACGUGGGCAGAUCGUGUCGGUGGUUCGUACCGCCACCCCGAGCCGUCCCUUUAUCCCAUGCUGGAAAUCAAGAAACAGUCAUAAAAACGAUGAUCGCGAUGAUCGCAGUGAACCUAUUUAUCAUGACUGUCGCGCACCCGUGCCCAGUGACUGCUACUCGCUAAUGUUAAUACGCUUCUACAUACUGCUUACUUGCUUUCCAUUGAAACCACUCAGACUAUCAAUGAAAGAGUAUCGGUGUCUUCGUUUAGGAGAGAAACAUAACUGCCACUCUAUUAAUGCAACAUCGAGACAUCGACAUAUGGAUGUAGAUAGCGUACUACUCAAAAGCAACUCAAAGACUGUCCCGACGCCUCAAUGUCACUUACUUCUUUGGCCGCC